GUAAAUCAAUAGACCAUUUAUCUGUGCAAGUGUUAUUAUUUCAAUCUCGCGCUUGUACGUGAUAUGAAAUAAAGUGACCCUUUUGAACUCGUGGGUUUCUAUGGGACUAUUCCCCUGAGAGCAAGCUAAUUAUUAAAAUAGUGGACGUUCUGACAGCGGGGUAUUUGACAGUGGACGUUAUGACAGUAUAGUGUAUGACAGUGAGCUAUAUAACAGUGGAUAUUAUGACAGUGGGUGUUAUGCAAAUGGACGACGCCAUGACAGUCGGAUGUAUGAAAGUUGGUGUUAUGACAACGGGCGCCAUGCAAGUGGGCGCUAUGGCAGUGGGACGUAAAACAGUGGACGUUAUGAUGAUAAAAUGUAAGAAGCACCUACAUACCAAAUCAAGAUACCGUUAAAGAAGUCUGCUGAUUCAAAAUGACCGCCACACGCACCGUCAGAUUCGCAGACGACAUCGACGAAAUCUGUGAAAUUAACGAAAUAAUUGAAAUCCAGCCGAAAUUUAGCGGUAGAAUAACAAUGGCAGAAAAUGGCUCGGUGUCUAAUCGUCCGUCUGCGUUUGAAGAAAUCGUCCAGUUCACGGAACCGUCAGAACCUUUAGACGAAAAUGAAAUAGACACAUCUCCCCGCCUGAGUGAAAACACCAGCGUUAAGUUCGACUACAACGAGGAGCAUUCGAAUGGGUUUAAAAUCAACUUUGGCAAAAAGUUCGGAACGAAAGGCAGUGGUUACGGCCAGCUUCAGGAUGCAACGGAUGUAGUGUCGCUGUCUCACGGAAAUAUUCUAGUCUCCGAUAUGGUGAAUAGCAAGUUGCAGGUGUUUAACGAGAGAGGGUCUCCGACAGUGGCUUACGUCCUCGAUGAGUUGAUAGAACCUCGUGGUAUUAUUACCACUUCCGAGGGUUACAUCGCCGCAACGUCACGUAAAAUAAAAGCCGUAACGAUACUUUCGCCGGACGGACGACUCGUCGGAACGUUUGGACAGAAUAUUUUAAGCGGACCGAGUGGAAUCGAUGUGGAUUGUAGGGGGAAUUUCAUCAUAUCGGACAUAGUUACCAACCGAGUGUCGGUGGUGGACAAAAAUGGAAACUUCAUACAGCACGUGGGUAAGAAUCAAAGCUUUAAUCAACCACGUUACGUCACGGUUUCCAAAAAUGGGGAGAUAAUUGUGAGUGAUUCUGGAAAUAACUGCUUGAAGAUAUUCGAUUCAAAUGGACUGUUCAUUCGACAGAUUGGUAAGUUUGGAAAGAACGAUGGAUGUCUGAAAGUGCCUUAUGCGACAAGUACGGAUAGUUUCGGGAAUAUUCUUGUGUCGGAUCAUUACAAUGACAGGGUGUCUGUGUUUUCGUCCACUGGGAGAUUCCUACGCCAUAUUGUGACGUCUGCUCAUGGAAUUAGCCACCCGGCAGGACUGGCUUUAUCAUCAGAUAUGGUUCUGUAUGUCACUCACGGUGGACUCAAAGCCAAUCAAGUAGCUGCAUUUGAGUUAAAUUUUGAUGGACUACCUUGCAAUGUGGUGGCUUACGUUUGAUGGUGUUUUUUGUCUUAUAACGAUUUAAAGAAAUGAGAUUUUUUACUUCCUUUAUUGCAUAACAUCUCUUUCUCGUGGAUUAUUACCUCUUUUCAACAAACGCUACUUUCAUUUUCCGAACCUGUGUAAAACUAAAAUGGUGUGCUCGUUUGUCCGCAAGAAACGCCUGACGUAGUGUACGACUCGAAAAUUACUCGUGGACAUUACCCUUUUUCAACAUCUACUUUCAUUUUCCGAAACUGUGUAAAACUAAAAUGGUGUGCUCCCAGGAACGUCUGACGGAAUUACAAACAAGUGACAUGGAAUCGAAUCAUACCACAGUUCAACCAUUCCUUAUAACCGAAGAAGAAUCGUGACUCGAACAAUUUAGCGGAUUCAGUUGUGAUGGCAGAAAUAGCUUUUUAGUUACCCCAUGCGGAGUCCCCGGAAAUCUUCGUUUCUUUUUACUUGAUUGUCACAUUGAGAUCGAAAGAAAUCAAUUCCAGAAUGUUCAAAGCAAAUCCAUAUAUUAUAGCGAUUCCUGGUCAACGAGUGUCUGAUUUGUAAUUUGGUAAUCUAAGGCCCAUUUCCCAUGUACGCGUUUCCGCGUGUUACAUUUACCACAGGAGUUUGACCUUCUAUCCAUGCGCAUAUCAUCAUACCCAACUAGACAAUAUUAUAAUAUAUAUAUAAAAAAAGAACUCAUAUCACAAAAAAUGUAUCGACAUUUGAUGAUAUACCGUUCUUUAUGCUAAAUUGUCAUCUUUAGUUGAAAAUUGUAGCGUUUUUGUUUCAAAAAUGCCCCUCAAAAUUCUAUUUCCAAGCAAGUUUGGAAAUUGUAACCAUGGGACAUAACUCGUGUAUUGCACGAAAUCUGCUUGCUUCGAAAUUGCAUUUUGAGGGGCAUUUUUGAAACAAAAACGCUACAAUUUUCAACUAAAGAUGACAAUUUAGCAUAAAGAACGUUAUUUUCAACUAAAAAUGGCAUUAAAUGUUGAACGAGGAAUUAUUAACUUAUAGAAUCCAAUCGAUAAUUUUAUUGUUUACCCAAAUUAAGGAUUGACUGUCAUUUUAAACUAAAUCUAAAUCUAUGCCUUGUGAUAUUAUAUAAAAAUAUAAAACUUCAUAUAUAUUAUUAAUACAGUAUUACUAUUUAUAUCAAAAUAAUGUAUACACAUAAUCAUAUCAUUUCACCAAUU
Molecule: messenger RNA, 2708 nt
Organism: Patella vulgata (common limpet)
Lineage: Eukaryota; Metazoa; Mollusca; Gastropoda; Patellidae
Product: tripartite motif-containing protein 2
Exons: 2
Coding region: 418-1530 (370 amino acids)
Biological process (GO): protein polyubiquitination; negative regulation of translation; proteasome-mediated ubiquitin-dependent protein catabolic process
Molecular function (GO): protein binding; ubiquitin protein ligase activity; translation repressor activity
Source: RefSeq, a predicted model, not a curated record